Coturnix japonica (Japanese quail) is the source of this 6085-nucleotide messenger RNA. Lineage: Eukaryota; Metazoa; Chordata; Aves; Galliformes; Phasianidae. The record is from RefSeq and is a predicted model, not a curated record.
AGAGUGUACAUGAAAUACUUUUUCAGAACAAAGACUUUUUGUUACAGUGCUUCAGAAAUCAGUUUUUCAGUACAUGUGGAAGAAUGAGGCAACUUCCUUACCAGCAGGUGGCUUUUAAGAAAUGUAGCCCUGAUUAAAUUAGGUAUUACCUGGUCUUGCACGGUGAAGGAAAUUAUUUGGAGUUUGGUUCUGCAUCUUCCAUCCUUUUUGCUCUGGUGAUGAAAGACUGUUCACUUCUCGUUGCUCCUGUGCAGAACAGUGUUGUUUGGAUGACUCUUGGUCCUGUGCGUUUACUGAUGUUGAAACAGCAGAAUUAAUGAAACGUGCUGAAUUGUUCCUAACAUGAUGCUGGCAUUUUCCAAGUUGCUGCUGGUAGCAGAAAAAUGAACUAGUGGGAAAUCUCAGAUGUCUUUGGGCAAAGCAUUUUCACACACCUGAUGGAAACAGUUAAAUUACACAGAGAAGAGUUGUCUCUUCUUCUUCUUACAACAGUACCUUGAACAGGUACUGUAACAAAUGUUUCAUCCUGCACCUUCAAAAUCUUUACGUGUCUUAUACUGAAGCCUCUUUUGCACUGCAGCACUGAGUCACAAAUGCAGGCCUCAUGCAUUUCAAAGGAUUGAGAAUGUGCUUUCCAAAGGUGUGUGCUGCAGCUUCCAGUCAUGGCAGCCAGUUACCCCGGGUUCAUGAUGUAGGUUUGGUUUAAUCCUUGGCAUACUUGCCAACUUUUUGCUUUUUUAAAGCGAUCUGUACUUCAUUUUAGGAAGACAACACCUCGCACAGUUCUUUCCUUGUUUGUGUGUUUCGUGCAUCCUCUGUGAAGGACAUCAGAAAUGCCUUUCGAGCCUGGCUUUUCAGAAGAGUUAAGGUGUUAGAUCAUUUGCAGUUGGUGAAUUCAGCAUACAGAGUCUUCUAAUAAUUGUGCUUUUAAUUACUUUCUUUUUUGACUGCGCUACCUUUUCACAUUCCUGCAUGCAGAGCAGCUCACAUUCUGUGUCUGCAUGAGCCGUGCAUCAGCUUCAGGUGUUUCUGUAAAUGGGAGAGGAAAACAAUUGGUCUUUGUUAGAUUUUGGGUGUAAAGAGAAGUAGAAACCAGAGCAUAAAGACAUUGUACAUGCAUUGCCCAUCACUCCAGGUUUUUAUAGACUUUUAAGGAUUGUGCUGGGUCAUGUUUUGCGUACCCCAAGUUACACACGUGUGGUGAAUACAGGAGCUGUGUAUGUAUGGAGCCUUUUCAUCCAACUUCAGGUUUUCAAAAAAGAACAUUUUAAUCUUUUCCUUGGGCUGCCAGCAACUUCUGAGUUGGGACUUGGAGUUAAAAGGUCUGAUUAGUGUUACCAAAAAGAAUAGCGGUGGUUUCUAUCAAUUUUUGUAUGCCGUGUUUAUUGGGGAAAACUGGUAAUUGUGAAUAGGAUGAGAACAUUUUUCAUACUGCUUUGACACUUUUUGGAUAUUUUCUUACACCUUCCAUUUGUAAUAAAGUUUCUUUUUCUAAAAAAAAAAAAAAAAAGAAAGAAAUCUGUGUGCUCUUCUUCAUUCCGGGUAUCAACUGAAUUCAUUUUCCAGGCUGCUGGAAUUAUCUGUUACUCUCUUGAACCUUUGUAAGAAGCAAAGCAGAGCCUCCUCAUAUCAUCAUUGUCCUGUAAAAUAUAAGUUGCUCUUCAUUGGGUGCUCACUUUAAUCAUGUCUUGCUGUCUUUGCUUGGCCAUUCUUAUGGUCUGGAAGUCGAUGCCUCUCUCACUCACUCGCUGGCUUUUCUGAGUUAGUUCAUCCCCAGAUAAGUUGCGUGUACCUUCACAAUAGCCUGCCACACCUGAGAGGUCUUUCUGGUUUUGCAUCUCAGAAAUGUGCUGGUUUCUGAUUGUCAUUUAACAUACAAAAAAACCCCAACCCAAACCAACCAAACAAAAUCCUGAGAUGUUAUCUGUUGGGUUUUUUGUUGUUGUUGUUGUUUUGAAUUGUUUGCUUCCUUCUAACUCCAGAUAUACAAGUGUCCAGUGUUGGCUGGCCGAUGGUUAAAUGCAGUCUCACUAACUAGAAGGAACGGGUGAGAUGCAGCAUUUUCCUGGUAGGACUGCCUGAGUUGGACGAUACCUAAUGCCUGUAAGUACUAAAACAAAUGGGUGGUUUCUGUGAAUGGCAAACCAGCUGGGUCCUGUCCUCUGCUCUUAUUUGGUGGAAGGAGCUGUAGAAGUAGGUUCAUCAGCCUUGGUUCUGCAGUAUACAAAUCCAAAUAUGUUGGAAUUUUUAUCCUUUGCAAACUUAAUGGGAGGAGACUUCAGUUGUUUGCCCCACCAAACAGCUGUUCUUGUGCAGCCUGUGCUGUGUGGGUGAGGCAGAGCUGUCUUUAACAUUGUGAUGUUUUUGUCAUUCACGCCGAUGUGGAAGAAACUUCGUGGUAUCAGGUGUGUUUCUGCAGCAGCACCCGUGUAUUUCACUGUCUUGCCAGCAGGGAUCUCUCUGCUCUUGUGCUUCAUGAACAUAACAUGCCCGUUCAUUUUCUUCCCUCUGUCCUACCCAUCCUUCAACACUCAGUCAGGACAGGACUCACUGAGCUGGCUGCUUCAGAAUGGCUUUACCUAUAAAAUCAGGAGAGCAGCUUUCUUGCAAACCAAAGACCUGAUUCACCCUCAGUGCCAGCUACAGAGCUGCAGACAAUAAGUGGGUGUAUGAAGCAUCAAACUAAAGUAACAGGAACUGGGUCCUGCUUAGGCUGAGCUGCAUGUGGAUUGUGGUAUGAGAACACCUAGAAAACUGAGGUAGAAAUUGGACCACAAGAACUUAUUUUAAAUUAGGCUUGCAAUGUUGGUGUAAUAAUUUCAUUCAGAGCUAGGAGUAUGGUGUUAUUUUUGACUCCUGUUUUGAGUCCAUCUGGCUUCUUUAUCCCACACAGCAACGUGUUCCUAGUGGGGCAGAGCAACAUAAAUCCAAAGAAAUCUGGUGUGUGGUGAAGAAAACUGAUAAGGGAAUGCUUAAUCUGCUCCCUUGGUGGUGUAAGGAGAUUGUUGCUGCUGUUCCUUCUGCGUGCUUUGCCCAAUAUUUUUGUCUCAGACCUUUCAUUUCUGAUAAACUAAGCCAUGAAAUGUAAUACGCCAAUGAGUUCUAUGCUUCUCCAUGUCCAUGUCAGUCUGCUUUCUUAAUUUUCUUUAGUUCUGUGUCUACUUCAUGUAUUCUUAUAACUGCUAGGGUAGUUCCUUUCUCACUGAGAUUGCAUGUUGUUAGUACUGGUUGGGUAUAACACCUUUGGUUGUAACUAAGCCAAACACACACAGAGUAUUCCAAGUGUUUCUAAGUCAGCCAUAUUCACAGUUGGAUAUUGACAUGAGAAGGUUUGAUACUCUGGCCGUGUUCCUGUAUUUUGUAUUUAUUUUUUUGUCUUGUUUUCUUCCUAUGUCUCGAAAAUCCUUACACUUUCCCACUAGUUCCUGAAUAGUUUUGCUCUUUAUGAAGGUAGAAUCAUGAAGGCAGCAGCACCUCCAUGAUACUUCCACUCUAUUUCUGUUUCCAGAGGAGAAGCUCUUAGUCGUGGCAAUUCCAUUGCACAUCCUUUGCUUUCCAAAGAAAAUCAAAUCAUAUCAGUUUUUCCUUUUUAAUGUCGGCUGUUUACUUUUUGUUCUAGAUGAUGAUGAAACUCAUGUGCUCAGCUAAACUCAUUGAUAAAGGACAGACCUGCCUCACCUGGGGCGAAGAGCAAUCUGCUGUCAUGUUACACAAUUUAUCCAGAAUCCUUUGUGUGCAGGCAAAAAAAGGCAUUGAGCAGCUCUGUAUUCGCUCCCUGGUCCCAGUGCUGUGCAUCAGCCAUGCAGUUAGUGUGCCCAUCACUUGGAGCUGACAAGGCGUGUACUGAGUGAACCUGACAUUGUAAGCUAAAUAAGUCCAACUACAUGAUGAUUGAAGAUAAUAAAGAGAACAAAGACCAUGUGCCUGAAAGGGGAAGAACUGCCAUCAUUUUUUCCUUGAAGAAUGAAGUUGGAGGACUUGUAAAAGCUCUAAAACUCUUUCAGGAGAAGCACGUGAACCUGGUGCACAUCGAGUCACGGAAAUCCAAGAGACGAAAUUCAGAGUUUGAAAUCUUUGUUGACUGUGACAGUAAUAGGGAACAACUGAAUGAGAUCUUCCAGCUCCUCAAAUCUCACGUCAGCAUCGUCUCUAUGAACCCUGCGGAGCAUUUCAAUGGGCAGGAAGAUGACAUGGAGAAUAUUCCUUGGUAUCCAAAGAAGAUCUCAGAUUUGGAUAAGUGUGCAAACCGAGUGCUGAUGUACGGGUCCGAUUUGGAUGCUGACCACCCAGGUUUCAAAGACAAUGUCUAUCGUAAGAGGCGAAAGUAUUUUGCAGACCUGGCUAUGAACUACAAACAUGGUGACCCAAUUCCCAAGAUUGAAUUCACAGAGGAGGAGAUCAAGACUUGGGGGACUGUGUACCGAGAGCUUAACAAGCUUUACCCAACUCAUGCCUGCAGAGAGUACCUUAAAAACUUGCCCUUGCUCACCAAAUACUGUGGCUACAGGGAAGACAACAUCCCCCAGCUGGAAGACGUGUCCCGCUUCCUGAAAGAGCGCACAGGUUUCACCAUUCGCCCAGUUGCUGGGUAUCUGUCACCCAGAGACUUCUUGGCAGGAUUAGCAUUCAGAGUUUUUCACUGCACUCAGUAUGUUAGACACAGCUCGGACCCUCUCUACACACCAGAGCCCGAUACCUGCCAUGAGCUCCUAGGCCAUGUCCCUCUUUUGGCUGAACCCAGUUUUGCUCAGUUCUCCCAGGAAAUUGGUCUUGCAUCACUUGGGGCAUCAGAUGAGGCUGUCCAAAAACUGGCAACGUGCUACUUUUUCACAGUAGAGUUUGGCCUGUGCAAGCAGGAGGGACAGCUAAGAGUUUAUGGGGCUGGUUUGCUCUCUUCUAUUAGUGAGCUCAAGCACUCACUCUCUGGCAGCGCCAAAGUCAAGCCUUUCGAUCCAAAGGUCACCUGCAAGCAAGAAUGUCUCAUUACAACCUUCCAGGAGGUUUACUUUGUUUCUGAAAGUUUUGAAGAAGCAAAGGAAAAGAUGAGAGAGUUUGCAAAAACCAUCAAACGUCCAUUUGGUGUGAAGUACAAUCCAUAUACUCAAAGCGUGCAGAUCCUGAAAGACACCAAGAGCAUUGCCAGCGUGGUGAACGAGCUCCGUCAUGAGCUGGACAUUGUCAGCGAUGCCCUCAGCAAGAUGGGCAAGCAGCUGGAAGUUUAACGUUCCCAUCAUCUGUGUUGUGUGCUCAGCAACUCUUUUCUUUUCCCCACUUGUCUCUUUCUAGGCAUGUAACGUCUUGUAUGCAGAACUUUCCUUUACUAAUGGAAGAGUGGAUAGCCCAUAAAGAUAAUCACCUUAACUCACUUUAACUUAUUUUUCUGUUUAAAGUCCCCUACAGAAUGUAUUUCCUUCACCUCCAUUCCCUGAGGAUAAACAAGUCCUGGAGCUGCCUUAGAGAAGUGAGCAAAGAAAUAGAGAAAUCACUAGGCUGGAGCAAAACUGUGGUCAGGGCUCGGAUCAGAUGCUUCAGCGAGUGGCUUAUGAGGCAGCUGUAGAAUAAUUUGGCACAGGGAAAUGUCUUUCUGAUGCUAGUGGUCUGUGCUGCUAAUUUCACAAUAGUGUAGACUUCAUAGCAUAGAAGCUAUAGGACUAUAGUAAUCGGUGCUUCUGAGUCUGUGCUAUUAUAGAAAUAUUUAAUGUUUAAGUAUUUAGGUUUAGAACUCAAAUGAUUACACCCCCGGGUACCAGGACACAAAUAUAUGAAGUUAAUUUAUGUGUGUUGAGGGUGUAAUAAAUGGAAGAUUUCUGAAGCGUAGGGUAUAUUUAAUAGCACCCUGCUUCUCUGUAUGUGGUUCUUACCAGAGAAUCCAGUUGCAAAGGUGCAUUUUUACACUAUUAACCACACAUACCUUCUGUUUCCACCCCUCCUGGCUGGGUAGAGCAUUCAUUAUAUGCAUGUUUAUACUGUCGUGAAGGCUUUAAGUGUCAAUGAAAUAAACCUGUACCGUCCUGCUGGUAAUUGGUAGAAGCAGGUAAACCUUUCCUUCGUCACUUCAGCAAUAAACACAGCCCACUCCGACUGA